Messenger RNA from Ilyonectria robusta, 1235 nucleotides. Its product is annotated as Alpha/Beta hydrolase protein. NCBI's taxonomy places the organism in Eukaryota, Fungi, Ascomycota, Sordariomycetes, Hypocreales, Nectriaceae. The coding region runs from base 183 to 1088 and encodes 301 amino acids. The transcript is spliced from 2 exons. The record is from RefSeq and is a predicted model, not a curated record.
GCCGCAGCUUGUUCCUGCAACCAAACGCCCGGUCCUGCUGUCCACGUCGUCGUUGUGAUACCAGAGCCCUUACCGGACUGCCGGACCUCCCUCCUCGCAUACCCUCGAACUCCCUCUUCUAUUUUGUCUUUUUUCUUCUCCACCUGAUCUUGACACAUUGGCCCUACCAGUCUCCUCUCAUCAUGAUUAUUCGGCACCGGGAAGACGUGGAGUUCCAGACCCUCGAUGGGUGUACCCUCCGGGGCUGGCUGUUCCCAGCCGCCCAGCGCGGCCCCGCCGUCAUUAUGAGUCCUGGGUUCAACUGUGUCAAGGAGAUGCUGCUCCCUGAAGUCGCAACUGCGUUCCAGGCCGCCGGCAUCACGGCGUUGGUGUAUGACACCAGGUCCAUUGGUGCGAGUGAUGGGCUGCCUCGCAACGACAUCAACCCCACCAAGCAGGUCGGGGACUACCACGAUGCCGUGACCUACAUGCGCACUCACCCCUUGGUCAAUCCUGCUCAGAUCGCACUUUGGGGAUACUCGCUCUCAGGCACGGUAGCACUGUCGGCGGCAGCGCUUGACAAGCGCAUUGCUGCUGUCGUUGCCUGCGCACCUCCAACUGACGUUGGGUUCCCUCCGGAGAAACUCCCCAAGAUCCUCGCCCGUGUGCAAAAAGAUCGGGAGUCUUCGGUUGCGGGAAAUCCGCCCUGUCAGGUGCCUCUGUUUGACAAAAAAGGCAAUACUCUCUACAAGAUUGCCGUGCCGAUCUCCGAAGAUGAUCACGAUCUCAUCCGGCAGGCACAGGCCUACGGGCCAACCGUCAACAUCACCACCUCAAUGCAGUCCUACUACCACAUCGCCAUGUGGGAACCCCUCAAACUCAUGCACCUCGUCAGUCCCACUCCUGUCAUGAUGUGUGUGGCCGAGGAGGACGGCAUGUGCCCACUAGCGGAGGAGAAGAAGCUGUUUGAAAGUUUCAAAGAACCCAAGGCAUUUUAUUCGGUGCCGAAGAAAGGGCAUAUGGAUUUCCUGACGGGAGAGGAGUUUCCUCACGUCAUGGAGGCGCAGAUUGAUUUCUUGAAGCAACAUUUGGGUAUGAAGAGCGUUUAGGGAUGUGCCAAGAAGUGGCCCGCAUGUAUGUUUUCCUAUUUGGGUAUGUGACAGUGGUAUUGGACCUCGCAUGAAUGACAGCUGCAUUUUUUGGGAUAUUGAUCUGAAAGGGGACGUAAAUUCACGGGCCUGCAGCUCAAUGUCGUA